GGAUCCUCCUGCAGAGCAGUAGAAAGUCCGGGAAGGGCCCGUGCCCGUGGCUCCAGGAAAGGAGCGGCCAGGUACCUGCCAGGAGGAAAGAGGAGCAUGAGAACUCAGAAGAAAUUGUACCUACUCAGAAGUGUGGAGUGAGGAUAGAAGUUCCCAGAUUCAAAGGCAUCAUGAAGUGUCAUGACAAGAUAGAAAAGACUUUGGGCUGGCCAAGAAGGAACUGGAUAAAAUUAUGAGUGAGGUACAGCAGGUGGGAACAGUGUCACUGAACCCUAUCAACAGCAGAGCACGAGAACAUGAAUUCCUGCUGCUGGGGAGGCAAUGAAAUGAUAUGGGCCUUCAGAUGUCUAUGAAUCCUGACCCACCGUGGGUGCCAGUUUUCAAGAGGGCUUCCCAUCAAAUAUUGUUGCGCAAAGGAUGGAUGGAUGAAAGGAAGAGUGAGCCAAUAAACGAGGGAACGCCGGGAAAGGCAGCCUCAAGGCGGCGGGCCCUGCCACCCCCACCGUCCCUGAGCAUCCCAGCCGGUUCCCGCCCCCGGCCCGAACUGGCCGCGCGCGCUCGCAGCCCCGCGGCGGAACCCGAGGGCGGCGGCAGCGGUUUCCCUUGAACGAGCCGGGGAAUCUGGAGGGAGCACACAGGAAAGGCAGAGCCGCGAGCUGGACCAGCCGUGCAAAUCUCUAGAAGAUGACGGUGUUCUUUAAAACGCUUCGAAAUCACUGGAAGAAAACUACAGCUGGGCUCUGCCUGCUGACCUGGGGAGGCCAUUGGCUCUAUGGAAAACACUGUGAUAACCUACUAAGGAGAGCAGCCUGUCAAGAAGCUCAGGUGUUUGGCAAUCAACUCAUUCCUCCCAAUGCACAAGUGAAGAAGGCCACUGUUUUUCUCAAUCCUGCAGCUUGCAAAGGAAAAGCCAGGACUCUAUUUGAAAAAAAUGCUGCCCCGAUUUUACAUUUAUCUGGCAUGGAUGUGACUAUUGUUAAGACAGAUUAUGAGGGACAAGCCAAGAAACUCCUGGAACUGAUGGAAAACACGGAUGUGAUCAUUGUUGCAGGAGGAGAUGGGACACUGCAGGAGGUUGUUACUGGUGUUCUUCGACGAACAGAUGAGGCUACCUUCAGUAAGAUUCCCAUUGGAUUUAUCCCACUGGGAGAGACCAGUAGUUUGAGUCAUACCCUCUUUGCCGAAAGUGGAAACAAAGUCCAACAUAUUACUGAUGCCACACUUGCCAUUGUGAAAGGAGAGACAGUUCCACUUGAUGUCUUGCAGAUCAAGGGUGAAAAGGAACAGCCUGUAUUUGCAAUGACCGGCCUUCGAUGGGGAUCUUUCAGAGAUGCUGGCGUCGAAGUUAGCAAGUACUGGUAUCUUGGGCCUCUAAAAAUCAAAGCAGCCCACUUUUUCAGCACUCUUAAGGAGUGGCCUCAGACUCAUCAAGCCUCUAUCUCAUACACGGGACCUACAGAGAGACCUCCCAGUGAACCAGAGGAGACCCCUGUACAAAGGCCUUCUUUGUACAGGAGAAUAUUACGAAGGCUUGCGUCCUACUGGGCACAACCACAGGAUGCCCUUUCCCAAGAGGUGAGCCCGGAGGUCUGGAAAGAUGUGCAGCUGUCCACCAUUGAACUGUCCAUCACAACACGGAAUAAUCAGCUUGACCCGACAAGCAAAGAAGAUUUUCUGAAUAUCUGCAUUGAACCUGACACCAUCAGCAAAGGAGACUUUAUAACUAUAGGAAGUCGAAAGGUGAGAAACCCCAAGCUGCACGUGGAGGGCACGGAGUGUCUCCAAGCCAGCCAGUGCACUUUGCUUAUCCCGGAGGGAGCAGGGGGCUCUUUUAGCAUUGACAGUGAGGAGUAUGAAGCGAUGCCUGUGGAGGUGAAACUGCUCCCCAGGAAGCUGCAGUUCUUCUGUGAUCCUAGGAAGAGAGAACAGAUGCUCACAAGCCCCACCCAGUGAGCAGCAGAAGACAAGCACUCUGAGACCACACUUUAGGCCAUCGGUGGGACCAAAAGGGAACAGGUGCCUCAGCCAUCCCAACAGUGUCGUCAGAGGGUCCCCAGGGCAUUUUCAUGGCAAGUACCCCUCUGCCCCCACUCCAGCAGUGCUUCCCAAAGUGUGCUCUGUCACCUGCUUUGCAAUCAGCUUCCAUUAGCGCAUGUUUUAUUUUGGUGUGACGGUCAGCCCUCCUAAACACGGACUUUCCUCAGGCUGGUUCAAGACGGAAAAGGACUUUCUUCUGUUUUCUUCCAAAGUGCAACCACAGUGGAGAGCCCACAGUGGGCUUAGCCUGCCUAGGCCCUUCCAUUUCUCUUCUUUGACCAUGCUAGGAAUUCUAGGAAAGUGCAUUCCUGCCCUGGUGACCUUUUCCUAUUUCUAGGCUCCUCCACGGGUGCUGCUAUUCUAUUUUGGGAGCUCCGGCUCCUGUUUAGCUUUUAUUUCAGUUCUAACCUCAGUCCAGAAACAUAUGCGAGGUUGUUUCCCUCUUCAGCCAUGGCUACAAUACUGGAAAAUGCUAGUUUUUAUUUUUUUAAGUAGUGCUUCCUAAAUGGUUUGCAUGAGAGCCACCUGGGGUACAUGUUGAAAACUGAUUUAUUUGGGGUCUACCCCAAACCUAAUAACCCAAAUUUGGGGAUGGGGCCCAGGAAUAUGCAUUUUUAAAAAGAAGUCAUCUGCCCUUCCCAGGUGAUUCUGUAAGUUGUCCCUCAACUGUACUUGGAGAAAUCAUGUUUUAAAGCAGUAGUCCACAAAGUAUUCUGCUCAUGUGCCCCCAAAAGUAUUUUGAAAAAUCAUAUAUACCCUCACCCAUCUAAGUUGAUAUCUAAAAUUUUAUCUAAGUUGGUAUCUAAAAUUUUUCAUGGGAAGUUAAAUAGUUGACAAAGUAUUGUAUUUGCUGGUGUCGUGUAAAUAUUGGUAUUUUAAAAUAAAAACUGUUACAUCACUAUUUUAAACAUAUCCAGUACAAUUUAAAUAUCACAACAAUUUGACACCCUUCAUUCAUUUAUAAAAAUGAGCUAGUUCUUUAGUAGUUAAACAUUUCAAAUUGGCUUUUCUCCUUCUGUAUUUCCAUACCACUUUUCAGCCAAGAAUCCUAUCAUAAUGUAAUCUAUUAUGCCUGACAUCUUUUAAUCAUUCACCCCAUUACUUCUUGUCAACAAAAAACAUAAAUGGAAAUUUUUUUUUAGCUCUUGCUUUAAGUGUUUGUUAUCUCAGUCCAGAACCAAUAUUAUCGUAAUUAAUUACUGGUAUAUAAUGAAAAUGGUAUUAAUAUAAUUCUUGGAUGAUUAAAAGUUUUUUUAUUAGAAUGUUCUUUAUCCUAAUUAGUUCAUUUUCCUAAUUAGUUCAUUUAUCCAAGAAUACAUGAAUGUGAUUUACAGCUGAGAUGGGGUUCAACUUCAGCUGUAUUCCUUGUUUCUGUAUAGAUGUAAGCAUAUAAAUUCUAUGGAAUAGAAUUACGUUAACAAUGUU
Messenger RNA from Gorilla gorilla gorilla (western lowland gorilla), 3462 nucleotides. RefSeq names its product acylglycerol kinase (gene AGK). Gene Ontology annotation, molecular function: ceramide kinase activity; ATP-dependent diacylglycerol kinase activity; acylglycerol kinase activity. The record is from RefSeq and is a predicted model, not a curated record. Bases 685 to 1953 code for a protein of 422 amino acids. Gene Ontology annotation, cellular component: mitochondrion; membrane; cytoplasm. The transcript has 19 exons. Lineage: Eukaryota; Metazoa; Chordata; Mammalia; Primates; Hominidae. Gene Ontology annotation, biological process: phosphorylation; sphingosine biosynthetic process; ceramide biosynthetic process.